AUGACCUGCCCCAAGGAUGAUGAACCCGAUGUUGAGAUUUUAGUGCACAUAUCCGCUCCCAGUCUGGCGGUGGACGAUGCACAUUAUCGUCAACUGGCUAGCGCAUAUCUCAACUUUGAAGAGGGGAGAAUCACUCGCCUGGAAGACAGCCCGCAGGCCGUCGUGACACCACCCCGAGUACACGUCUUUGGGACUCUCGAGUCUCCGCCCCUCUCCUUUGAAGACGUUUUAGACAAUGUGCGAUCUCCGCUCCUGAACACGAGGCAGGAAAAGCAUGAUGGCAGCGGAGAGAAGCACAGCCAGGUGAAUACUGCAGAGUCACAAGAGUCCUGGGAGGCACCACCGAGCACUGUAGGGGAUUCUCAGCCCUACAACGACAUCAGCUUCGGGCGCUUCUGUGAUCCGGACCGCUUUAUUGAGUACGAGCUUGAGAAGCUGGAUCAUGACACGUCCGUGGCCGUGACCGAUACUUUGCCAGCUUUGGAUUCUGGUCCAAACAAGCGGACGCAGUCUCUUAGCGUAUCUUUAUCUCCUACAAAAGCUUCAUCAAGACAAAUUGCAUCUGCACAAGGCCGCAUAAUUGUCGGCUCAAGUCCUCGGAGGCGAGGGGACUCUAUCGAGGUGCCGUCUUCUCUGCCAAGUGCACUUCGGAGAAGCCAAAGACUAGUCUCUUCUUCACAACCCAGCCCAGCAGCAAGCCCUUCCUCGACUAGAAGGGUCGUAUCCACUUCGCCAGACAUCACAUCAUCUCCACCGAUUCCAAGGAGGCUUUUGAGACCUGCUACAGAAAGCAGCGCGGAUGUGCAGUCAAGUCCAUCCCGUAGAAGGGAAAUCAUUGAGGUUCCUUCAUCACCGCCGACAGCGUGUCCGCGGUACACCAAGGAUUUGGAUGCCAGCUUCGGUUCCGUCAUCACCUGCUCCGACCGCGCCGAAUCAGAGCCGCCUCCUAACAAAAGCUUAAAGGGAACGCCACGCCAGACCCCCAAAGCCGUGGGAAGAAGCGUUAGCGACUUUGGGCAGCAGUUGGAAAGUCACAAGUUUAUAGAAGAACUGCCACACGCCCAUCUGCUCGAGGCACUUGAAGUUUUUGGACCAGAGCCGCCCGUCUCCAUCCGUCACAUUACGCCAGAUGACCUGCUUACCCCACAGCUGCGGAAGCUGCAAAGUGACCUGGGCAAGGCCAAGCGGUACUCUGCCCGGCUGCAGCUAAUGCAGGAGCAAAUGCCGGACCCAUUCGAGCGUGGCUGGUGGAUUCUAGACUGUAAUGAACUAGGGGAUCGCCGGCUGGCUGCGUGGGAGUACCUGGCCAGAUACGUCCACGCCGGCAAUGCAGGAUGGGGCGUCUCGCUCAUGAGGGGCUCGGCGGCGACGCACAGGAUAAAGUUGUUCUGCUACGGGCACCUAGCAGGCCACAUGUACCUGCUGCUCUACAUGGCCAGCGAGCGGAGGAUAUACGACCUCGACUGCACUUGGACCUCUGCGCGCAGGGGCGGCCUGCUUUUUGUUCCGGCGAUCAAGGGUAGAUGA
Molecule: messenger RNA, 1527 nt
Organism: Pyricularia grisea
Lineage: Eukaryota; Fungi; Ascomycota; Sordariomycetes; Magnaporthales; Pyriculariaceae
Exons: 1
Coding region: 1-1527 (508 amino acids)
Source: RefSeq, a predicted model, not a curated record